AUGGGACAUACCAAGAGCAAGGAACUGGAUGUGACGGCUCUUGAGACCACGCUCGAGCUGGUCAUGUUGGGUUGCGAGGUUGUACUCGUUGGUGGCGGUAGGGCCGGUCUCGCCGUCCACGUCGACAUCGCCGAACUCCUUCUCGAGCUCCUUGCGCAUGAUUGCGGUGGUGCACUAGGAGACGUCUGGGGGAGAAAUAUUAAAGAGUGGGUAAAUGGGCACCGAAACUAUCGCCAGGACAGCAACCCAAAGCGAUUAUCAGGAUGGUUGAAGUGGAAACCAGAUCAACCAAAGUGGCAAUGGGGAGAGAUUUAUACCCAGACCGAAAACAACGGGUCAACGCGCAAGGGGACGCCCAGAUAA
Messenger RNA from Clonostachys solani, 363 nucleotides. The record is from the annotation of a GenBank genome assembly. NCBI's taxonomy places the organism in Eukaryota, Fungi, Ascomycota, Sordariomycetes, Hypocreales, Bionectriaceae.